Sebastes umbrosus (honeycomb rockfish) is the source of this 3438-nucleotide messenger RNA. It is a transcript of the gene enc2, whose product is annotated as kelch-like protein 25. NCBI's taxonomy places the organism in Eukaryota, Metazoa, Chordata, Actinopteri, Perciformes, Sebastidae. Gene Ontology annotation, molecular function: protein binding. The record is from RefSeq and is a predicted model, not a curated record. Bases 245 to 2128 code for a protein of 627 amino acids. The transcript has 13 exons.
CUGGGGAUUGGUUAGAAAUACGUCAGUCAAGACUCAGUCAAAGUCCAUUGGUUGUUGGUGCCAGUGCAGUUUAAACUAUUGUUUUCUUUCUUACCAAAAGCAGUCAGACAGGCUCGGACGGCCAGACACUCUUCAACUAUUGUUUUCUACUGUUACCAUGUUUUCAUCAACGAAGCCCACACUAUCUGUCCUGUGGAUCUAACUUUACACCUACAAGUAGAACUUCCCGCGUAGCAGUCCGGGGAUGCAGAGCCCCCCUCACCUCCUGACUGUCAGUGCCUGUGCCUGGGUCAGCAACCUCUGUCACCUAGGAGAGAUCGUUCCAAGUGACUCCCUGGAGGUGCCAAACGAAGCCGCCAUGUCGGUGACUGUUCAUGAGAAUCGCAAAUCCCGCACCAGCACGGGCUCCAUGAACAUCUCACUGUUCCACAAGCCUUCACAUCCCGACAGUGUCCUGACCCACCUGAACACACUGAGGAAGCAGUGCAUGUUCACUGACGUCACUCUGUGGGCCGGGGACCGCUCUUUCCCAUGCCACAGGGCUGUCUUGGCAGCGUGCAGUCGUUAUUUUGAGGCCAUGUUCAGCGGAGGGCUACGAGAAAGUCUGGACAGUGACGUCAACUUCAGAGACAGUAUACACCCCGAGGUCUUAGAGCUUCUGCUGGACUUUGCCUAUUCUUCUCGAGUCAUCAUAAACGAGGAGAACGCUGAGUCCUUGUUAGAGGCAGGAGACAUGCUGCAGUUUCAUGACAUUCGGGACGCAGCAGCAGAGUUUUUAGAGAAAAACCUGCAUUCCUCCAACUGCCUGGGGAUGAUGCUCUUAUCAGAUGCUCAUCAGUGUAAAAGACUGUACGAGCUGUCGUGGAGGAUGUGUCUAUUACACUAUGAGACGGUAAGAGAAUCGGAGGAUUUCUAUAGUCUGUCUAAAGAUAAACUGCUGGAGCUGAUUCUUAGUGAUGAGCUGGAAAUAGAAGAUGAACAGGUUGUGUUUAACUCUGUGAUGAGGUGGGUUCGAUACGACUUGGAGGGUCGCCGUCACCAUUUACCAGAGCUGCUGAGGGGCAUCAGGUUGGCCCUGCUGCCGUCUGAGUGUCUGCUGGAGGCUGUAGCCUGUGAAGAGCUGGUUAUGGCUGACAAGAGGAGUAGGUCAAUAGUAGAAGAGGCAAUGCAGUGUAAGAAGAAAAUCCUUCAGAAUGACGGAGUAGUGACUAGUCCCUGUGCUCGACCGCGUAAAGCAGGACACACACUGCUGAUACUGGGAGGCCAGACCUUCAUGUGUGACAAGAUAUACCAGGUUGAUCAUAAAGCCAAGGAGAUCAUCCCUAAGGCCGACCUCCCCAGCCCCAGGAAGGAGUUCAGUGCGUGUGCUAUUGGCUGUAAGGUUUACGUCACAGGAGGAAGAGGAUCAGAGAACGGAGUCUCUAAAGACGUCUGGAUCUAUGAUACUGUCCAUGAAGAGUGGUCUAAAGGAGCACCAAUGCUAAUAGCCAGGUUUGGUCAUGGUUCAGCUGAGUUGGAGAAUAGUCUCUACGUUGUUGGAGGUCAUACAGCCAUAGCGGGAGUUUUUCCUGCCUCUCCAUCCGUCUCCCUAAAGCAGGUCGAGAGGUAUGACCCCAUCAGUAAUAAAUGGACUAUGGUGGCUCCUCUAAGAGAUGGAGUCAGUAAUGCAGCCGUGGUUAGUGCCAAACUCAAACUCUUUGUUUUUGGAGGGACCACCAUACAUCGAGACAAGGCCUCCAAGGUCCAGUGCUACGACCCUGUGGGUAACCGUUGGAAUAUUGCGGCUGAAUGCCCCCAGCCUUGGCGCUAUACAGCGGCUGCUGUUUUAGGGAGCCAGAUCUUCAUCAUGGGUGGCGACACUGAAUUCACUGCUGCCUCUGCUUAUCGCUUUGACUGUGAAACCAAUCAGUGGUCUCGAGUGGGCGACAUGACGUCCAAACGGAUGAGCUGCCACGCCGUGGCCUCAGGAAAUAAGCUGUAUGUGGUUGGAGGUUAUUUUGGGACGCAGAGGUGUAAAACAUUGGACUGUUACGACCCCACGUCAGAUAGCUGGAACUCCAUCACCACUGUGCCUUAUUCACUGAUCCCCACCGCCUUCGUCAGCACAUGGAAACACCUACCUGCCUAACUGGGAGACAUCAGGAGCCAGUAACUGAUGUUGAUGUCCUCUGAGAAGGACUCGGACCGGAGGAGAAUCUCCGAGACUCCACCCUGCAGUCAGCAGCCGGCUGAGACUGGAGCUCCACACAGGACCAAUCCUUACAAAAACCAAGCUGCACCUCACAGACUCUGAAUCAGUCCUGAGCAGCCUGAACAGCACAGCACCCAGGUCUUAACACACAGAGAGAGACUUCAUCUCCACACGAUGCUUCCUAAAUAAUGUGAUACUCCUCAAACAGACACUUUGAUGAACCUGACUGAUUGAGCUCAUACAAACACAUGAGUGAUUUUUGGGGGGUUGUGUGUGUUUGUCUCAUGUUUCUUUAAUGUCUUAUUAGUCAUGAUUUCAAUACUAAACCAUUCCAGUCAAUGAUGACCACAUUUACAUACUUAAAGGCAGGGUUGAUGAUGUUCUCCAGUAUCCACUAUCUGUUAUAUUGGUUGAAAUGCUCUUUACCCCCCCGACAGCGAUCCAUUACUGAUGAGCUCUGAAAAAGGAGCGGAAAAGAGCCGUCAUCUGUAGCUGCUGUAAUCCUGUAAAAACAUCUACCAAUCACUGCCUCGAGAUCCGCUUGGAAAGAACCAAUCAGACGCCUCCCAGCCUCCCUGCUCGUACUCUAACCUUGGUGUGCACCGGCCUGAACUCAGCGCGUUGUCGCCGUCGCACGUUUCCUGGAGAAUGGAAGAGAAAAGUCAGCCCUGCAGUAGCACUGCCGCGGUUACUGGUCAUGAGGUAGCGUUGCUGAGUUGAGGUCCUCUCUCCGCUCUGUGGCGGUGAAGUAGUUACGAUGUGACAGUGCUUUUGCACGUGUGUGGGGGGCGUUGCCUUGGAAGGAGCCCUGAGGGGUAGGGGGGGGGGUUUAGACGGAGGUCCUGAGGCCAUGCUACUUUCACAUUAUGCUAGCUUUCCUACAUCAUCGACCCUACCUUUAAGUGGUUUCCCUCGAAAAAUACAAGGAAAUGAAAGCAGGUCCCAGUGUCCUGUGAACCUAAAUCCAGUUCUUAUUUCAGCUUGCAGUACACACACUGACUAUAUUUUCUAGUAUUACUACCACGUCUGCAUACAGUGUUAUUGAAGGGACUGGGUUUGAGAGUUUGAGAAGCUGCUGUCUCUAUCAUCUACAUUAAGAAAAGUCUUACUAAUUUGUCUAUGGGUUUACAUUUACCAGUGGAUCAGUACAUCAGGUAACCAUCAGUGUACGCCAAGACAAGCAUUAGAUUGGACUUCUUUUUUAAUGAACUAUACUCAGUGGAAUACCGUAGUUAAUUAUUUGUAGU